UGGCAGAAAUCUAUUUUGAAAAGUGUCUAACAGUCUAAGGACGAGGAUCGUUCGAACAACAUAGAAAAAAGUUUUGCACAAAGUUCUGGUUUAAGUGGACAGAAAAGUAUUUGGUUUUUUGUAGAAUGUAUGAUUCAAAGAAGCGGGAAAUUUACAUAGGACAAAUUUCAUAUACUUUAUUUCAAAUUUGUGGAAUUUGGAAACCACUCCAGUGUCAUUCACAAUGGAAGUUGAGAAUUUAUUAUUUCUACUCAAUUUUUACACUGACGUUGUAUUUUUUAUCAACUUUUUUGCUAUUUAUUUAUAUGUUUCAAAUUCAUGAGGAUGUUAAAAGUUUCACGCAGAGUGUAUUUUAUUUUUCUACUUAUUUCAAUGUUUUAAUGAAAUUAUCAAUGCUCGUUAUUAGGCGAGAAGUAUUUAUUAAAUCCAAUACAAUGCUUCUUUCUGAUAUGUGUCGUUCGCGUGAUAAUUAUGAGGCUGAUAUUAUUAACAAAUGUUCUGAGAUUGGAAGGAGAAGUACUAUUCGGUUCUUAAUUUUUGUACAUAUUACUCCGAUAACAAUGUUAUUGGUACCAUUAACGUCAGAUAAACGAAGGGCCCUACCGCACGAACUUUGGCUACCAUUUACUCUUGAAGUGAAAUUUGUUUAUAUUUUAAUAUAUUUAUAUCAAGCAAUGUGUCUGAUAAUGAUACUUUACAUUUCGGUUGGAAUGGAAAGUUUAGCUUUGACUGUAAUGCAGCAGAUUUGUGGUCAAUUGGAAAUAAUAAAGUAUCGGUUGAGUUUGCUUCCUAAAUUGGUGGAAAAUAACAAGUACAAACCUGUUAAAUACUCUCAUGAAGAGGGAAUCGUUAAGCAUUGUAUUAAAAGUCAUCUGUACAUUUAUUCAUUGGGAGAAAAUAUAAAUAAACAAUUUGGUCUGAUAAUAUUUACACAAUUUUUCGCAUCCAUGGUGAACAUGUGUGCUAUUAUUUACAAUAUGGCAAGUGUGAGUCCAACUAAUCGAAUGUUUUGGAUAAUGAUAGCAUCUGUUGGGAGUUACAUCCUACAAAUUUUUAUAUACUGUUUCUAUGGGGAUAAAAUGACGGAAAAGAGCUCAGAAAUUGGUUCUGCCAUCUAUACCUUGGACUGGGAGGCAUUAACAGUUAAUACACAAAAAAGUUUAAUUAUUAUUAUGAUACGAAGUACGAAACCCAUUAAACUGACUGCCUCAUCAAUCAUCAUCAUGUCCAUUGAAACAUUUAUGAAAGUCUGUACAAUUAUGAAUUUUUAUAUUUCCUUUUACUUUUUUUAUUUAAUACUUUGACGCAGUGAAUACAAUCAUUCGGAUAGUUCUAAAACAUCCACUAUUAGGAAAUAAUUAUAAACCAUUUAAAUUUCAGAUUAUGAAAUCAGCGUAUACUGCUUAUAAUGUAUUAAAAUAAUUCCAUAGAACGAACGUAGUAAAUAGAAAUAAAUUAUUAGUAAAAAAGAAAAGAAUUAUAAAUUAUUCUUCAUGUGACUAAG
This is a messenger RNA of Leptopilina heterotoma, 1504 nucleotides long. Its product is annotated as odorant receptor 43a-like. The transcript has 4 exons. The coding region runs from base 126 to 1304 and encodes 392 amino acids. Gene Ontology annotation, cellular component: plasma membrane. Gene Ontology annotation, biological process: sensory perception of smell; detection of chemical stimulus involved in sensory perception of smell. The record is from RefSeq and is a predicted model, not a curated record. NCBI's taxonomy places the organism in Eukaryota, Metazoa, Arthropoda, Insecta, Hymenoptera, Figitidae. Gene Ontology annotation, molecular function: odorant binding; olfactory receptor activity.